This is a messenger RNA of Paramecium pentaurelia, 1100 nucleotides long. The record is from the annotation of a GenBank genome assembly. NCBI's taxonomy places the organism in Eukaryota, Ciliophora, Oligohymenophorea, Peniculida, Parameciidae.
AUGCUACAAUAAUAAUAAACAAAUAAAAGAAUAAAAGGACAUUCUCCAUAAAGAUCACCAGGUAAAUUCUGUUCAAAUUUAUUGAAUAUUAGUAAUAAAUUUGCAGGGACAGGUGGAAGUAAUAAUAUAUAAGUUAUAUAACAUUUUUAAUAGUGUGUUCAUCAUUAGCUCCUAAGAAAAGUUAAGCUCCAUAAAAAGUACCAAAAUCAGGAAUCUUUUAAGCUUUACCUAUGAUUGAAUAGACUUUAUUUAAAAAAUAUUAUGAUCGUGGAGAUCUUCCAAUUGCUGUUAAUUUUAGUGGAGCAGUUAGAAAGAUUGUAUGGAAAUGUGAACCUGAAUGUUUAGAUUAUCAUUUAUAUCUUCCAAUAUUCUUUGAAGGAUUAAGAGAAGUUGAAGAUCCUUAUAAAUUCUUAGCUGUCAAUGGAUGUGAAGAAUUAUUAUAAAAAGGUGAAACUAAGAUAUUAUCUGUAUUACCAUAAUUGAUUAUUCCUAUUAAAAGUAAAUAUAAUAUAUAUAUAUAUUAAAUAGAAGCAUUAGCAACAAAGAAUCAUGAUAUUAUGUGUAUUACAUUAAAGAAAAUAUAGAAAUUAGUCAAAAGUGGUUAAAUGAUAGGAGAAGCAUUAGUACCUUAUUAUAGAUAAAUAUUACCAGUUAUGAAUAUGUAUAAAAAUAAAAGAUGUAUUUAUAUUAUUAUUAUUAUAGUAAAUAUUGGAGAUAAAAUUGAUUAUUCAUAAAGAAAAAAUGAAAAUCUAUCUGAUCUUAUAUAAGAAACAUUAGAAACACUUGAAAAAAAUGGAGGAGAAGAUGCAUAUAUUAAUAUUAAAUAUAUGAUACCAACAUAUGAAAGUUGUAUGUUUUGAUCAUAUANUUUAAAAUACUUAAAAAAAAUUAUUUAUUACAACUUCUCUAACCAUUUUAGUUGAACUAAAUAGUUUACAGUUGAAGAUCUCUAUAAUAUUUUAGAAGUUGUUGAAAUAUCAUGUCAAUCUAAAAAGAGGUAUUUAGAUGCUUCCAAUUAAGUUAAAUUCAGCAGUGAAGCUUAGAGGAAAGUUAAAUAAUUCAUUAGUUUAAGUAUGUUGAAUUAUUAUCAAAAAACAUGA